Molecule: messenger RNA, 2546 nt
Organism: Mesocricetus auratus (golden hamster)
Lineage: Eukaryota; Metazoa; Chordata; Mammalia; Rodentia; Cricetidae
Gene: Mest
Product: mesoderm specific transcript
Exons: 12
Coding region: 232-1239 (335 amino acids)
Molecular function (GO): catalytic activity
Source: RefSeq, a predicted model, not a curated record
UCUGCCGCGGCCACCAGCACAUCCCGGUGCAUCUUCGCAGGCGGAGCAGCCCUCCUCUGCGGCAGCCGGCGCAGUGCCGCAGGCUCGCCCGAGAGGCUGCUCGCUGCCGCGGGCCGCCCUGCGCGGACCGUGGGCUGCGCCGACGCCACCUCCGAUCCUGUACGGUUGUGGGCGCCUCGGCGCGCCCCGUGAUCCGCAAUCCUGCGGCGCGCGGCAUGGGAUAAUGCGGCCAUGGUGCGCCGAGACCGCUUGCGCAGGAUGAGGGAGUGGUGGGUCCAAGUGGGGCUGCUGGCCGUCCCCUUGCUGGCUGCAUACCUGCACAUCCCACCUCCCCAGCUCUCCCCUGCUCUGCACUCAUGGAAGACUUCUGGCAAGUUCUUCACCUACAAGGGACUGCGCAUCUUCUACCAAGACUCCCUGGGUGUGGUUGGAAGCCCCGAGAUAGUUGUGCUUCUACACGGCUUUCCAACAUCCAGCUACGACUGGUACAAGAUCUGGGAAGGUCUGACCCUGAGGUUUCAUCGAGUGAUUGCCCUUGACUUCUUAGGCUUUGGCUUCAGUGACAAACCGCGACCACAUCAGUAUUCCAUAUUUGAGCAGGCCAGCAUCGUGGAGUCUCUUCUGCGGCACCUGGGACUACAGAAUCGCAGAAUCAACCUGCUGUCUCACGACUAUGGAGAUAUUGUUGCUCAGGAGCUGUUGUACAGGUACAAGCAGAAUCGAUCUGGACGGCUUACCAUAAAGAGUCUCUGUCUAUCAAAUGGAGGUAUCUUCCCUGAAACCCACCGGCCUCUCCUUCUCCAAAAGCUCCUCAAAGAUGGAGGCGUGCUUUCACCCAUCCUCACGAGGCUCAUGAACUUCUUUGUGUUCUCUCGAGGUCUUACUCCAGUCUUCGGACCGUAUACUCGGCCCUCCGAGAGUGAGCUGUGGGACAUGUGGGCUGGCAUCCGCAACAAUGAUGGGAACUUGGUCAUUGACAGUCUUUUACAGUACAUCAAUCAAAGGAAGAAAUUCAGAAGACGUUGGGUGGGAGCACUUGCUUCUGUGUCCAUCCCCAUUCAUUUUAUCUAUGGGCCACUGGAUCCUAUAAACCCCUAUCCAGAGUUUCUGGAGCUGUACAGGAAAACGCUGCCGCGGUCCACAGUGUCGAUUCUGGAUGACCACAUUAGCCACUACCCACAGCUAGAGGAUCCCAUGGGCUUCUUGAAUGCAUAUAUGGGCUUCAUCAACUCCUUCUGAGCUGGAAAGAGUAGUAGCUUCCCUGUAUUAAUUACCUCCCCCAUUCUCGUAUCUGUGUGUAUUCCACUUAGAAAUGCCCAAAAGAGGUCCUGGCAAUCGAGUACUAUUCUCUCAUAAAAGUCCAUUUUAUUACAUUGGUGAACAAACUAUAGACAAUAGGCAGCAGAAAUGCUAAGGAUGACAUGAUGAUCCAUCUCUCAUUCUCUAAGGGUGACAUGAUAAUCCUCCCCUCAUUCCUGUGACAUCUGACCAAGUAUGUGUUAUUAGAACAUUCUGAUGAAUAAGACUUCUCAAUUAUGCAGAAAGGAAGCAUUGGGCAUUCUUAAAUAACAACAAAACAAACAAACAAACCCACCCUCGAUUUUGUGGACUUUGCUGAAAUAUUUAGAGAUGCUAACUUGUGGCCCAAACCUAAUUGGGACCUGCAGUAAAGCGUGAGGGAGAAGCUGCUUGCCUCCCUUCAAACCCUGUUCAGCACAGCUUAUGAGAAGGAGUGUCAUGUCACACCUUACAUUUACUCUCAUCAGAUGCUUCUAAUCAUAGACAUUUUGUUCAAACAGACCAAUGGCUUAGGGGCUGGGGAUGUAGCUCACGGUAGAGCACCUGCCCUUGGGUUCAGUCCCCAGCACUGCUCCCCCACCCAAAUACUCAUCAAACAAAGACAUCAUUGGCGUAAACGAUACAGCAUUCGGAAUAUGCUUUUAGGACUGAUUUGCAUACUUGGGUAUUAAAACAGUUGGCCCUUACUUGCUAGAGUAGAGAACCUCAUCACACAUAUAAUUUGUGAAUAAACAGAUUCAAAUUAUUUACAGAAUUCCCUAAAACCACAAGGUAUUAACCAGUGCAUCUGUGCCAGAGAUUUACUGUUCCUGGCAAGGAAAUCCCAGCUGGACAGUAAAUAACGGCCUGCCUCCUCGCAUCAGUGCUUAGGUGCAUGUUCCUCCAGAGCUGAAGUGGAGGGGAGGGGCCACCGUAACAGCCCAAUGUCCACUGACUCCUCUUAGGAUGGCUGCUUAGCGUCCAUCCCACUGGCCGUUCAGAAAGGCUUUCUCAUGUAACUCAGCAACUGCUGCACUGAGAGACAGGCAGAUGCCUAAGAACAAAUGCUUAUGAACAAAUGCUGAGAGACUAAGAGCAAAUGGUGCUGAAUACUUUUUAAGCCACAGUUUUAACUGUCUUGGUUAAAGCAGCAUUAUUGAUUAUUUUAAAAUCAUUUUUUUUAAAUUAGGAAUUUCAAGUAUAGCAACUUUGAAACUGGAAUGAAUGAGUGUUUAUUUUCUAUUAAUAAAAACAAACUGUGACAAAAA